UUGCUCCACGGGGAGAGACUGCCCCUGGAGUAUUCUGCUUUUAAUAAGCUUCCCAAUCAGCUCUCGAGUGCAAAACGCUCUCCCUCCCUCGCCCAGCCUGCGUCCUCCUGGCCCGCUCCUCUCAUCCCUCCCAUUCUCCAUUUCCCUUCCGUUCCCUCCCUGUCAGGGCGUAAUUGAGUCAAAGGCAGGAUCAGGUUCCCCGCCUUCCAGUCCAAAAAUCCCGCCAAGAGAGCCCCAGAGCAGAGGAAAAUCCAAAGUGGAGAGAGGGGAAGAAAGAGACCAGUGAGUCAUCCGUCCAGAAGGCGGGGAGAGCAGCAGCAGACCAAGCAGGAGCUGCAGCGAGCCGGGUACCUGGACUCAGCCGUAGCAACCUCGCCCCUUGCAACAAAGGCAGACUGAGCGCCAGAGGGGACGUUUGCAACUCAAAAAUGCAGGCUCAACAGUACCAGCAGCAGCGUCGAAAAUUUGCAGCUGCCUUCUUGGCAUUCAUUUUCAUACUGGCAGCUGUGGAUACUGCUGAAGCAGGGAAGAAAGAGAAACCAGAAAAAAAAGUGAAAAAGUCUGACUGUGGAGAAUGGCAGUGGAGUGUGUGUGUGCCCACCAGUGGAGACUGUGGACUGGGCACGCGGGAAGGCACUCGGACUGGAGCCGAGUGCAAGCAAACCAUGAAGACCCAGAGAUGUAAGAUCCCCUGCAACUGGAAGAAGCAAUUUGGAGCGGAGUGCAAAUACCAGUUCCAGGCCUGGGGAGAAUGUGACCUGAACACGGCCCUGAAGACCAGAACUGGAAGUCUGAAGCGAGCCCUGCACAAUGCCGAAUGCCAGAAGACUGUCACCAUCUCCAAGCCCUGUGGCAAACUGACCAAGCCCAAACCUCAAGCAGAAUCUAAGAAGAAGAAAAAGGAAGGCAAGAAACAGGAGAAGAUGCUGGAUUAAAAGAUGUCACCUGUGGAAUAUAAAAAGGACAUCAGCAAACAGGAUCAGUUAACUAUUGCAUUUAUAUGUACCGUAGGCUUUUUAUUCAAAAAUUAUCUAUAGCUAAGUACACAAUAAGCAAAAACAAAAAGAAAAGAAAAUUUUUGUAGUAGUGUUUUUUAAAUGUAUACUAUAGUACCACUAGGGGCUUAUAAUAAAGGACUGUAAUCUUAUUUAGGAAGUUGACUUAUAGUACAUGAUAAAUGAUAGACAACUGAGGUAAGUUUUUUGAAGUUAUGUGACAUUUUACAUUAAAAUUUUUUUUUUACAGUUUUUGGGCAACAAUUUAAAUGUUACGACUAUGUAAACUACUUCUCUUGUUAGGUAAUUUUUUUCACCUAGACUUUUUUCCCAAUUGAGAAAAAUAUAUACUAAACAAAAUAGCAAUAAAACAUAAUCACUCUAUUUGAAGAAACUAUCUUGUUUUCUGCCAAUAGAUUUUUAAAAAUGUAAUCAGCACAAUGGGGGUGGGGAAGCAGAGCAUGCCCUAGUUCAAUGUUGACUUUUUUUUUUUUUUUUUAAAGAAAAGCAUUAAAACAUAAAAUUCUCUCACUUUGGCAGAAGAAUUUGUUUUCUUGAUGAAAUUAUUUUUCCAUCUGAGGAAAAAAAUACUAGGAAAAUAAAUCAAGGUGAUGCUGAAAAAAA
Mandrillus leucophaeus (drill) is the source of this 1619-nucleotide messenger RNA. RefSeq names its product pleiotrophin (gene PTN). The record is from RefSeq and is a predicted model, not a curated record. Lineage: Eukaryota; Metazoa; Chordata; Mammalia; Primates; Cercopithecidae. The transcript is spliced from 5 exons. Bases 429 to 935 code for a protein of 168 amino acids. Gene Ontology annotation, molecular function: growth factor activity.